UUAAGAAAUCAACUAUCAAUUAUUUUCAAAUUUAAUAAAACACAACAUCAUGAACCAUGGCAUCAAGUCAACAGAAUAAAAACAAGAAGCCAAGUCCUGAGGCUAUAGCUGACGAUGAACGUCAAUAUGCAUAUAGCACCAUUAGUAAAGAAGAGCUUAACGACAAGUAAGUCAAAUCAAUCGGAAAUCAUUCCAAUUAUCAUCAAAUCUAAUCAAAAUGACAGACAUCCAGAUCGUCCUCGUAAUCAUGGAGAAACAUUACCAUUCCACGAAUUAUUUCAAUCUCUCUUCGAUCCUCUUGAAGCCAACAAGAAUAAAAAGCCAGGUCCAGCCGCCGCGCGAAAGAAGUUAGGACCACAUGGACCUAAUAAUCUUUCUCCUAAUGAGAUACGAAAGAACAUCAUCGUCCGAUUCAUGUCGAGAUGGCGCAGCGAAGUGGGCGAUGAUUUCUAUCCCGCGUUACGACUUAUCAUACCCGAAAAAGAUCGCGAUCGAGCUAUGUACGGACUGAAGGAAGCUUCGGUCGGAAGACUCAUUAUCAAGCUUCUGAAUCUGUCUAAGGAUUCGGAUGAUGGAUAUAAUCUUAUUAACUGGAAACUUCCUGCACGAGGUCCUCCGAGUGCUAAUUCGGGGGAUUUUCCUGGUAGGUGUUAUGAGGUUUUGUCGAAAAGACCCAUGCGACAGAAGGUUGGAGAUAUGACUAUUGGGGAGGUUAAUGAGAUGCUUGACAAACUUGCUUUGGCGCAAAAAGAAGAAAAUCAAUUGCCUAUCUUUCGAGAAUUUUAUCAGAGGAUGAAUGCGGAGGAAUUAGUAUGGUUGAUUCGAAUGAUUCUUCGACAGAUGAAAAUUGGUGCUUCAGAAAAGACUUUUCUUAAUGUAAGUUGCUGUCAAAUCUUUCUGAUAAUUUACUAAUUCAUUGCUAUAGCUCUGGCAUCCAGAUGGAGAGGCGCUUUUUAAUGUUUCUUCUAGUCUGCGUCGAGUCUGUUGGGAACUCACGGAUCCCAAUGUCACCUUGGAAGCUGAUGAGACGGGCGUGGAAUUGAUGUCAUGUUUCCAACCUCAACUCGCACAAUUCAUGUCAAAUUCAUUCGAGAAAAUGGUUGAAAAAAUGUGUGCUCAAAAUCCCCAUGAUAAGGGCAAUAAUUCAGAAUUUUGGAUUGAGGAGAAAUUGGACGGCGAAAGAAUCCAAAUGCACAUGGAAGAGAAUGAUGAUAUUCCAGGAGGUCGCCGUUUUAUCUGGUGGUCUCGAAAGGGUAAAGAUUAUACAUAUCUCUACGGGAAUGGUUUUGAGGACGACAAUUCAGCACUGACAAGACACAUGAAGAACGCCUUCGAUCCAAGAGUAAGUAGUAUUAUAUUGGACGGCGAGAUGAUCACAUGGGAUCCUGUUACGAAUAAGAUGGUGGCAUUUGGCACUCUGAAAACUGCCGCAAUAUCAGGAGGAAAGGAUCCAUUCUCUGCUACAGCGGCCAGGCCCGUCUUCAAAGUCUUCGACUGCUUGUAUGUUAACGGAAAAAAUAUCACAAAAUAUACCUUGAAAGAUAGGCGCAAUGUAUUGGAGUCAUCCGUUCAAAAUGUCGAGGGACGUAUCGAAAAGCAUAAUUUUACACCCGCCAAAUCAUCUUCUGAAAUCGAUCCUCUCCUGCGAAAAAUCGUUGCUGAAGGGUCCGAAGGAUUGGUGUUAAAGAAUCCACUAUCGAUGUAUAGGCUCAACAGCCGAAACGAUGACUGGAUGAAGGUGAAACCUGAAUAUAUGACUGGAUUUGGAGAGUCCUUGGACUGUAUAAUAAUUGGUGGCUAUUAUGGAUCAGGUUACCGAGGAGGAAAUCUAGCAUCAUUCUUAUGCGGUUUGCGUGUUGAUGACAAACAGAUCAGAGCAGGUAGGAUGCUUCCCUCUCCUCUCAAACAACAAACACAUACUAACCACAAGAUAGGAGCAAACCCCAUGAAAUGCUUCUCAUUCUUCAAAGUAGGUGGCGGAUUCAACGCAGAUGACUAUGCCGCCAUCCGCCAUCAAACCGAUGGAAAAUGGAUAAAAUGGGACGCCAAAUCCCCACCAACAGAAUUUAUAGAAUUAGCAGGCACACAUCAAGAAAAAGAACGACCAGAUGUUUGGAUAAAACCAAAUGAUUCCAUCGUCAUAGAAGUCAAAGCUGCAUCAGUUAGCAUAUCAGAUUCCUUCCGCACCAAUUUCACACUUCGCUUUCCGCGCUUCAAACGUUUGCGUCCGGAUAAAGAUUGGAAGAGCGCUCUUUCAAUCGAGGGAUUCAUGGAAUUAAAAGCGAAGGUUGAGGAGGGGAAAGAUGAUGAAUUUAGAGUUGAUAAGAAGAAGAAACCUUCUAAGAGGUUGAAGAGAGAGAAAAUUAUCGCGGGUACCGAAGAAGAUGGCAAAGUAUUGUAUGAGGGACCCAACACGGGCGUGUUUGAAGGCAUGGACUUUUGCAUCUUGAGCGAUAUGAUUCUACCAGUCAAGAAAAGCAAGGCGGAAAUAGAAACGAUUAUCAAGAAUAACGGCGGUCGAAUCUAUCAAUCACCUAGCGCGAAAGAAGAUAUCAUCGUCGUUGCCGACAAACGCGUCGUCAAAGUCGCAUCGCUAAUCAAGAGCGGGAAAACAAAUAUCGUGAAACCACAAUGGGUAUUACAUGCAGUUGCGCAGAUGGAAACAGAUGCGACAUUGGGAAGAUCCAGAUUCGUCAUCCCGUAUGAGACGGGUCAUAUGCUUUUUACGAGGGAAGAGGAUAAGGAGAGUAUUGCGGCAAAUUCAGAUCAAUAUGGAGAUCCUUAUUGUCGGGAUGUGGGGCCGGAGGAGUUAAGGGGGAUUAUGGAUGGAAUGGGUAGGGUUGAGGGGAGCACGCAAUUUGAUGCGGCCAAGUUUAUGACGCUAUUAGCGGAAAAGGAUAAGGGGUUUGGGAAUCUGAAAGGAUGGACGUUUAGAGGAUGUCGAGGGAUUUUGGUAACAGAUGGCGAAGAAGCGGAUCUUAACAUUGAUAUCAGGAUCGCGAUGAAUCACUUCGAAUUCGCGUGCGGUGCGGUGUUGCGCGGAGAAGAUGUAGAGACACACGUUCAGAAGGAAGAUGUUACGCAUAUAAUCUUUGCAGAAGUUUCGCCGGAGAAGAUUCGGGAAACCAAAAGGGAAUUGGGCGGGAGCACAUCGCAUCUCGUGAGCUGGAAAUGGAUCCGAGAUUCUUGGGAUGCGGGGACGAGGCUGGAUGAAAAUGGUUAUUUAAUGGAAUUAUGAUAAUGUGCCUUUAGGCGGUUGAAUGGACUUGGGAUUGGAGUUUGACGGCUCGGUUUAUAUCUGGAGUCGCGGAAGUCCUGGAGUUACACUAGAUUAAUUAUCUCAAAAUUGAUGAUUUCCCUCGGAUAUG
Molecule: messenger RNA, 3368 nt
Organism: Sclerotinia trifoliorum
Lineage: Eukaryota; Fungi; Ascomycota; Leotiomycetes; Helotiales; Sclerotiniaceae
Source: the annotation of a GenBank genome assembly